Salvia hispanica is the source of this 997-nucleotide messenger RNA. RefSeq lists its product as uncharacterized. Lineage: Eukaryota; Viridiplantae; Streptophyta; Magnoliopsida; Lamiales; Lamiaceae. The record is from RefSeq and is a predicted model, not a curated record.
UAGCAUAUUAAUAAAAGGAAAAAACAAUACUCUGAAAUCGCAAUUGACAUGGAAAACCCUAAUUUCCCGAUUGGGGGAACAGAAUCGGAUCCGGAUUCCGGUGCCUGUUGUAAACGGAAAAGAGGAGAGAUUGAUGAUGUACCGAAAAUCGAUUUGGGUGGCGAAAUUGCGAAAAUCGAUGAUUCCUCCAUGGGCGAGGGCGAGGAGAAGAAAACGAGGGAGGUAAGGGAAUUCGAAGAUAGAUAUGAUAUAAUUUAUCCCUACCAAAGAAGGUUGAUGUUCGAAGACGAAGAUUUUGAUAUGAGAGGUUAUUUCUCAAGUGACGAUGAGGAGAUGCUCGAGGGUAUGGAAAGAGCUCCUUACGACCGCAAGCCUGUUCUCGAAUACAUCUCUCAAGUCCGCAAUAGCUUUGGUUUUGAUGUGGAUGCGCAUAUCCCUUAUUGGAUGAGGCAAGGCAUCUUUUAUUUCAUCCCAAUUCGGUUGUCUCGUGCCGGCCCGGGCUAUCGUGAUUAUGUGAACGAUGCAGCCAACAUUGCCAUUCGCGAAAUCAAUCUUGACAUGAAAAACAAAACUAGUUUCGAGCUUGUGGAAGUAGCCAAGGCUGUGAUCACGUACGCCCCAUUCAAUCUGCUGUUUUUGACUCUUGCUGUGAAAAGAGUUGAAGAAGCAAAAACAGAAACUAUUCGAGCAAUUGUCUAUCAUCCCGUAUGUCAACCUUGGGAACUCCAUCAGUGGAUGCUCGUCAAACCAGAUGCAGCCGAGGCUUGAUUGUUUUAUCUAUCUUGGUAUCCAUCCAUGUGUUUACUUAUGCUACUAUUAGACAAAUUGAUACUAUGAUGUACUAGAACAUGUUUUAGGUUGCUUGGCUACUAGUACUAUGUUUUUAUCGGAUUAGAUAUCUUGAACAACUGAUAUGUUAUGUAUCAACAAUCCUCCUCCUCCUUAGCAGGAUCGGAAGCUUGUGAGUGUUCUAUUUAUGCCACUGUGUGUUUAAUUA